UUCAAAGAUUUGCAUUGUGUCGAAGGGGAAAGAGAAGCGUUCAUCUUUUCAUCCAACAUCCAACCAUCAUGGAGCUGCUGACGACGAUGAAAAUUCCCACCGCAGGACCGGAAACGUACUGCCGCCUAUGCCUCGGCAAGGAAAGCCUUUUGGGAGUGUUUGCGACGGAAAAGCCCCUGCAUAAUGAUGGCCACACGGACAGCAGCUCCUCGACUGAGCUGGUAGAGAAGAUUUACGAAUGCACCAACAUAAAGCUCUCCUGCACGGUGGACGCGGCAUGUGCCAUCUGUCGCCGGUGUCUGCAGGCGGUGCAGGAUUUCUACCACUUUCGCGUGCGCAGCAACAAGGUGAAUGAUCUCAUCCAAGUGACGACGGUCGUUGCCAACGGUGACGACGACAGCAGUGGCAGUGGCAAUGAAGCGCCCGCCAAGCGCGAAACGACGACCGUGGUUGUUCCAUGCCCAACAACAACAACACCACCACUACCAGCAGCGAAGCAACCGAAGCCGUCGAUCGUCUCCAGCGCGAGCAAAACCACCGGUGAGCGGAGCAAUCGAUGCCGGUACUGCCCGAAAUCGUUCCGCACGGUGGCCGAACUAGCCGAGCACGGCAAGCGGACGCAUGUGGCCGGCCGGCAGCACCACUGUCCGAACUGUUUGGCCCAGUUCCAGCACGCCCCGUCCCUGGCACGGCACAUGCGAAGCCGCAGCUGCUUCGCGUUCAGCAAGUACCGGUGCCGGGUGUGCAGCGAAAGCUUCCCGGAGCGGGACCAGUGGGCGGACCACAUACGGAUUCACGCGAAGGACUUUCCCUACCAGUGUCCGGACUGUUGGUCACAGUUCAAGCAUAAGGCGACGCUGCGGCGCCACGCCAACACGGUCCAUCUGCUGGCGAAGGUGUGAUCGGGAUAUGUUUGUGUUUGUGUGUGUGUGUAUGUGGUGCUGAUUGUGUGACACGGUUCGACAGUUACAUAUUUAAAAAUGCAAAAAAAGGCGGAAA
Messenger RNA from Anopheles merus, 999 nucleotides. RefSeq names its product zinc finger protein Xfin-like. The transcript has 3 exons. Bases 69 to 902 code for a protein of 277 amino acids. The record is from RefSeq and is a predicted model, not a curated record. Gene Ontology annotation, biological process: regulation of transcription by RNA polymerase II. Gene Ontology annotation, molecular function: DNA-binding transcription factor activity; RNA polymerase II cis-regulatory region sequence-specific DNA binding; zinc ion binding. Gene Ontology annotation, cellular component: nucleus. Lineage: Eukaryota; Metazoa; Arthropoda; Insecta; Diptera; Culicidae.